Molecule: messenger RNA, 306 nt
Organism: Aspergillus luchuensis
Lineage: Eukaryota; Fungi; Ascomycota; Eurotiomycetes; Eurotiales; Aspergillaceae
Exons: 1
Coding region: 1-306 (101 amino acids)
Source: RefSeq, a predicted model, not a curated record
AUGUAUUUACAACUUACUAUCCCUGUAGACAAAAGAAAAAAAACACAAGAGCUACUCAUCUCCGAAACACACACGCACGCAUUCCUUCCUCAGUUACAUUACAUUCAUCCAUCCAUCCAUGAACUUCCGAUGAAUAUUCUCGGCCAUCGUCCGAAAUCCUCCACAUACAACAACAACAAGUACGAGACUUGUAGAAAUACUCGGAACACCAUCUCCUUAUCUUCCCGACCUUGCGUGGCCCCUCAAGGCUACUAUGAAGAAGACUAUACGGAAGGGACAGACAGCUACUACGUGGAUCGGCUAUGA